AUGGCAACGGAGAUCUUGAGUCCACAGGAUUGUCUCACCCAGCGGAUCAGAGUCCCUCCUUGCCGCCGGAGAAAUUUUCACUACCACGGCCACGCCAACAACGGCAACGGAAAUGGAAAUUGUUUUAGCAAUAACAUUAGCAACAGUACAUCGUCUAACCCUAGGUUUAACAGGAAGUCGGCAGCGGGUGGGCAGAGGCCGUCCGACCACCACAGGAAGCGUCAUCAGCCGGAGCCGUCCAUCUCGAAGAGAUCGACCUCCGCCGAUGACUUGAGGAUCUCCUCCUCGAAGAACAAUAACCACCACCACCAGCACGGACACAGCCUGGUGAUGGAUAAGGUCACGAUUCUCAGGCGUGGUGAGUCGCUUGAUUCCAGAAGCGCAGAAACGAGUUCUUCGUCGUUGGUGGUGAACGAUACCGAGAGGAUUGGGCCGGAUCCCGAGGCGGUGUCGAGGCAGAUCAGAAUCACCGACGCGAGGCCACCGCCGGCGCCAGGGGUGCCGAGGAAGUGCGACGUGUACGCCGGAUCGGCGUUCGCGAUGUCUCCGGCUCCCAGCGCCCUCCCGUUGCCGUCUUUCUCGAAGAAGAAGCAGGUUCCCGUUGACGACUCGGCUACCAGGGACCUCCGACGCUUGCUCCGGCUCGAUCUUUGA
Molecule: messenger RNA, 654 nt
Organism: Linum tenue
Lineage: Eukaryota; Viridiplantae; Streptophyta; Magnoliopsida; Malpighiales; Linaceae
Source: the annotation of a GenBank genome assembly